AUGAAAGUAUGAUUUCAAUAUUUGAUCAUACAGAAGUUCUAAACAUGUUAUCAACAAUUUUAAAUAUUGAAAUUAAUGAUGGUCUUCCAAAUCAAGUGUGUACAAGAUGUUCAAGUAAAUUAAGUGAAUCGUAUAGUUUUAAACAACAAUGUCAAAAAUCUGAAGAAAUUUUAAAACAAGUCCAAAAUACUUUAUCUGAUGAAAAUGAAACUGAUGAUUUAAAAUGUGAUGGAGAUGAAUCUGAUGUUGAAUCCGAGGAAGAUGAACAACUUGAACAUAAUUUAAAAUAUGAGGAAGAGCCGUCAAAUAAUCAAAAUGUUGAAAAAACAACACUUGACUUUCAACAACAAGAAGCUUAUUUUUAUCCAAUUGAAUCCACUUCAGAUGCUGAAACACAAAAAGAAACGGCAUUAGAACGUGCAUUACAACUUGGUCCAGAUAAAUGUGACCCCACUACAAAAACAUGUAAAAUAUGUAAUAAAGUUUUAUAUAAUGUACAUUCAUUGGUGAGACAUGUGGAAACUCAUAAUGAAAAUCGUAAAUUCGAAAUUGUUUGUACGAUUUGUAAUAAAGGAUUUUAUGAGAAGAAACAUAUUAAAAAUCAUAUGUUACGGCAUAAAGGAGAAGCACGAUUUAAAUGUGAUGAAUGUAAAAAACCAUUUUAUGAAUUGAAUGCAUUACGUGGUCAUGUUAAAAAGAAACAUCCAAAUAAAAUCAAUCGAUAUAAAUGUAAAGAAUGUACAGAAAUGUUUGUAUUAGAACAAGAUUUAGAAUUACAUGAACGUUCACAACAUUCGAAACAUCAAUAUUCAUGUUCGGAAUGUAAUAAACCAUUUAUACAUAAAUAUUUAUUACGUAAACAUCAAUGGAUGCAUGCAAAACAACGAAUGUUCCAUUGUAAACAUGCUGACUGUGAUAAAUCAUUUAAAAGUAAACAAGUUUUACAUUUACAUUAUAAACGAUGUCAUUCAAAUGAUAAGAAACGUGAAGUUUGUAACAUUUGUGGUAAAUCUGUUGUUUAUCUAAAGAAUCAUAUUUAUAUUCAUAAGAAUGAAAAAUAUAAAUGUGAACAAUGUGAACAAGAGUUUACAAAUAAAUACUCACUAGAUAAACAUACAAAACGUAAACAUGGUAAUCUUGACGAUACGGAAUUAAAUCCAUAUUUAUGUAACAUUUGUGGUAAACGAAGUGAAAAUUUAACAAUGUUAAAACGACAUUUAACAACGCAUUCAGAUGUUAAAACACAUAAAUGUCCGAUCUGUGAGAAACUAUUUAAAAGUAUUGAAUUAGUGAACAGUCAUGUACGCUACACACAUAAUAAUGUACGAAAUUUUAAAUGUACAGAAUGUUCAAAGAGUUUUCAUACAACAUCUGGUUUAAAAUUACAUAUUCGUACGCAUACGGGCGAACGACCAUACGAGUGUGAUGUGUGUGGCAAAGCGUUUCAACAGAGGAGCACUUUAAAAACGCAUAUGAAAGUACAUGGUUUACCUGUUUAUAAAAAUAAAGUUGACGAGCAGCAGCAACAAGAAAAAUCAUUUAAAAUUAAAUUGGAGCCAUUAUUUAUGCAGUAA
Chrysoperla carnea is the source of this 1574-nucleotide messenger RNA. RefSeq names its product zinc finger protein 883-like. Gene Ontology annotation, biological process: regulation of transcription by RNA polymerase II. Gene Ontology annotation, molecular function: RNA polymerase II cis-regulatory region sequence-specific DNA binding; zinc ion binding; DNA-binding transcription activator activity, RNA polymerase II-specific. Gene Ontology annotation, cellular component: nucleus. Bases 9 to 1574 code for a protein of 521 amino acids. NCBI's taxonomy places the organism in Eukaryota, Metazoa, Arthropoda, Insecta, Neuroptera, Chrysopidae. The record is from RefSeq and is a predicted model, not a curated record. The transcript is spliced from 4 exons.